GUCCCACGCAGUUAUAUUAUUGAGUGGGGGUCUUCCUCUCUUUGCCCAAAAACAACUCAACAACACAACAAGACACAAGAAAAAAAGAAGCAGCAGCAGCUCUCUACGCAUCACCACCAAUACAAGCUAGCGCAAGCACAGCUUUUUUUUAUAUCAAACCAUUUUCUUUGUUUCUUUUCUCUUUGGCCGUGGCUGAGUUUCCAUGGCAGCUUCUGCUGUUAGCCGCAAGAUGCCGAACAUGCUUGGGGUCGAGCGCGAUCUGAAUCUCAAAGAGACUGAGCUGUGCCUUGGUUUGCCUGGUGGGGGCACUGUGCCUGAGCCAGAGACUCCCAGGGCUACUGGAAAGAGAGGCUUCUCUGAGACCAUUGAUCUCAAACUGAACCUUCAGUCCAAGGAAGAUCUGAACGAAAACGUCAAAAAUAUUGCUUCCAAGGAAAAAAACAACCUCCUUACUUGCACAAAAGAUCCAGCAAAGCCACCAGCUAAGGCACAAGUUGUGGGUUGGCCACCAGUGCGAUCAUACCGGAAGAACAUAAUGGCGCAGAAGAGCAGCAGCGAGGAGAGCACUGAGAAGGGAAGCGGCUGCAGCGCUGCGUUUGUGAAGGUUUGCAUGGAUGGUGCUCCAUAUCUUCGUAAGGUGGAUUUGAAGAUGUACAAGAGCUACCAAGAGCUGUCUAAUUCCUUGGCCAAGAUGUUCAGUUCCUUCACCAUGGGUUACUAUGGGCCCCAAGGAAUGAUAGAUUUCAUGAAUGAGAGCAAGUUGAUGGAUCUACUAAACAGUUCUGAGUAUGUGCCAACCUAUGAGGAUAAGGAUGGCGAUUGGAUGCUCGUGGGUGAUGUUCCGUGGGAGAUGUUUGUUGAUUCAUGCAAGCGCCUGCGAAUAAUGAAAGGAUCAGAAGCAAUUGGACUUGCUCCAAGGGCUAUGGAGAAAUGCAAAAACAGAAGCUGAGUUCGAUCAGUCGGUCUAGUAUUUUAAGCGCAUGCUGUGUCCAAGAGAUGGAGCAGGGUGUGUUUCUCUGAAUGUGUCUGUAUUUUUAUGCGAUGGUAUAUAGAUAGUAAAGAUGCUGGACAUUUGUAAUGGACAAGAAGCAAUAAACUUAACCUAGUGUCUGCCUUGUUUAUUGCUAUUGGAUUUCUUUAUAAUUACCCCCAUUAUUUUUUAUUGUUGACCUUGUUGUCAUAGUUGUUGUGUGUUUUAUUCCUUCAAAUUAAUGCUACGUUUUUUUCCUCUCGAAAGAUUCUUCA
Messenger RNA from Prunus avium (sweet cherry), 1245 nucleotides. Its product is annotated as auxin-responsive protein IAA14. Gene Ontology annotation, biological process: regulation of DNA-templated transcription. Lineage: Eukaryota; Viridiplantae; Streptophyta; Magnoliopsida; Rosales; Rosaceae. Gene Ontology annotation, cellular component: nucleus. The record is from RefSeq and is a predicted model, not a curated record.